This is a messenger RNA of Sycon ciliatum, 4193 nucleotides long. Its product is annotated as cadherin-like and PC-esterase domain-containing protein 1. The transcript has 24 exons. Lineage: Eukaryota; Metazoa; Porifera; Calcarea; Leucosolenida; Sycettidae. The record is from RefSeq and is a predicted model, not a curated record. Bases 205 to 3705 code for a protein of 1166 amino acids. Gene Ontology annotation, biological process: protein modification process.
GAACUGAACAGUGAACUGUGUAUAAUGAGAGAGAGUCUGAGUGUCUCUCGUUUGAAAGAAAGGCGGUAUAUUACUAUUUGUACCGAAAGGAGGUCAUGGGUUCAAGUCUAGCAAUUAGCCAAAUCAAUGACAAUGCGCUGCAGAUUCGAAGCAACCAUGGACUAAUGGACUGGUGGUGACUGACGAGAGGGGAUAGCAGUGAGAAUGCCAGGAGGAGGUGGACAGAAUGCCUGCACGACCAAAGGCACAACGUUGCUGCUUGUCAUGGCAGUUAGCGCCAUUUCCCUCUUCACCAACCUGCACAUCUCUCAUCUGACAUCCAGCAACGCCGGGAUCGUCUGGGCUUCGAACAAAAACCAGCAUUCUCCCGGCGCCUCGCCACUGGAUGAACGAGAAAUUGCUGACCUGCUGGGACGCGUUAGCACCGUGGUGGAGGUGAACACUGCUAAGCAUUCGCCGCUAAACAACAGCAAUGGUCGCAUGUCGACGGAGACAAUGAAGGCGGCAACGGAACCUCCCAAUCCCAUUAUGCUACUCCUACAAGAGAUCGAGAACGAGCAGUUGUUGCUGAAGAAGGGUAACGCGGACGGCAAGAAGCCAAUCGCCCUUGUGAGAGGUUCCAGCCAGGUCGUCGACAGGGACUUGCCACUGUAUCUCCAAGGACUGGAGAAGGCUGGGUUUGAUGUUCGCAUCUCCAAACAAGCGGCGCACGGCCAGCCUGCCAAUAUCAGCGUCGUAGACCAGAGCUCGGCAGUUGAUUGGACCCUUCUACUGUGCAUGGCCUUCAAUGAUGGUGAUGGCAGUAGCUGUAUGAUACGCUCCACUAUCAAGCAUUUGCGACCACACCAGAAGAUAUCCCGCAUCCCGGGCGUCCGCAGUGUUCUCUGGAAGAAGGAAGGCCUGUGUCGCACAACGAUGGAUGCACACCAUUUACCUGCCCUGUUGUCAUCUCCCAUUGCACCGCUAUGCUGGGUACUGCCAGUGCAGUUCGAUGGCUUUGCCAGUGUGGUCAGUGUGCUUGGGAACACGAAGCGCUGGGUCUUCAAGUCCCUGGGCGCUGGCAGUGCAUCUGAAGCGCAGAAGCAGCUGACCGUCAUGUCGAGUAGCACUGAAGCUGACCUCAAGAAGAUAGAAAGCUAUAGGCAACAGCCGGCAUUGGUGCAGGAACUUAUCGAGGAUCCCCUUCUCGUGAACGGCUUUCAUGUGUCGCUCCGUGCCUACGUACUGGUCACAUCUGCAUCUCCAUUGCGUGUCUACUGGCACCAGGAAGGAUUGGUCUAUUUCCGUCAGGAUGCAUCAACUGCUUUCAAAAAGAUACUAAGUCGCAAGUGGUACUUUGCCCAGCUCCGCCAGUACCUAACCCGUCACCACGGGGAGAACGCUGAGGACAAGGCCUUCUCUAGCAUGGAGAGGGCCAUUGUACGCAGUCUGCUUGUUGCAGAGUCCAACCUUGCUGUUCACUAUGGGGGAUUGGCUGCUAAUCCAAGUAGUAAUCUUUACAGAUGCAAUCACUGUUUUCAACUACUAGGAUUUGACUUGAUACUGAACAAGACACUGGAUGCAACAGUCAUUGAGGUGAACGGACAGCCUCACAUGCGAGAAUCCACAAAGAAAGAGGCCUGGGCGAGUAACACGAUCAAGGCGACGGCAAUUGAAGAGAUGGUUAAGCUGCAGUUCUCGCAGGAGGAGGUUGCCCUGCAGCUCUCCAACGCUCUCAACUUCCUAAGAAAGCACAUGGGUCUAGAGGACAUUAGCUGUCACAAAGAUGAGAAGCUGUGCCUGACAAAGGAAGACUUGGAGUUCAUGCUGUCGACCGUGCGUCAAAACCGUGCACGCGGCAACUUCAUCCAGAUCUAUCCCAGUGUAUCCGGAGAAGUGUACGACACUCUAGUGAAGGAUUUGUCGCACGCGUCACGUGGUCGGUCGCCCCAUGCCGUCCUCGUCAAAUCAGGCAGGCACAACGCAGCAGCUGCAGCCGGAGAAGAUGAUGUCAUGAUCCGUCAGCACUUCCGCGAUUAUCACGACACAACAGUGCUGCACAAGGCACUGACGGCGGUGGAAAGCUAUUUUGAGGCACGGGCUCUGGGCAAUACGCAGCAGCUACGGGACUUGGCACGCUACGGGAAAGUCCAGCCAGCCGCAGCACCUGUCCUUGAAAGGCAGCAACAGCAUGAAGAAUCGAAUAACGUAAAUGAUAGGCAGCAGCAACAGCAGCAACAGCAACCAGCAGUGGAAAACAAAGGCGAUCAAGACAACGUUGCAGCCGAGGACAAGAAGGAGAACAUGGAUGACUUUGACUCGCUCGUUGGUAACGUCCUUGGCGGUGCUGCACCUGACCGGACCCGGGAGUGUGCCAAAGAUCCGGAUUCGGUGAAGCUAUUGAAAAGUCUCAGCAUGACCCCUGGCAAGCUGAACCCAGCGUUCAGUACAACCCAGACGUCAUACAAUAUGGUGGUGCCGAAUGAUGUCACAUGUUUGCACAUCAAGGCCGAGGCCGCUCACUGCCGAUCGGAAGUCAGAAUCAACUCAAUGAAGGGAACAAACAAGCCUGCAAACUGGUCAUUGGAUGUUGGCGACAACAGCAUAGCUCUUGUUGUUGUGAGCCUGGAACACAGUGAGCCAUGGCUAGUGAGCAAGUACACCGUCAACAUCUACAGAGAGUCGCUCAUGGAGCACGAGGCACGCUUCGACGAGAGUGAAGACCACGAAGUCUGUUACCUGCCCCAGAGUUGCAGUUUGCGUGUGUACCAUGACCUGCCGUGUGGUAUCACACACUUGUCAUCGCGCACCUGGACCCAGUACAAGGCGGAGCAGGAGACGCUCCCCGUCUGCACGAAUGCCUACAACCAAGGCCGCUGGGUUUUACCAUGUUCUAAGUGCACACCCGCAGGAACCUGCUACUGGCGUCAGGCAGUAUGGAUGGCUAAAGAGUGUAGAUACGUAUUGGCACCUGUUGAAGACCUGCGCAAAUGUAUGGUGGGAAAGAAGAUGUUGUUCAUCGGCGACUCUACAGUGCGUGGCAUGAUGUACCAUAUGAUAGAGAGGCUAAACGGCACUCUGCUAACAUGGAAUAAAGCGCAUUCCAUCCGAUCGUACCACAUUCCAAUGAAUGUAUCAUUUGGCUUCGCCUACUAUCCACAGUUCUUUCUCCCAAAGGCCAAGCAACCAGUGUUUGAGAAGGCUCUAUAUCAGCUGUUGAGAAGGCAAGCCCCGCUGAGCAACAGCCAGGAGACAGUGCUGAUCUUCGGUGGAGUUCAGUGGCUAUCACCACAUCAUAUUCAAGUUGUCAACAAGGCAAUCAGAAAAGCACAGCUGGACAAGAUCACUGUCGUCGUCAAGCUGCACGGCUCUGGUUUCAACCAACCGGUGCAAGGUGUCAUCUACAACAAUGCUGCAAAGACCCGAAAGCUGCUCUUUCGCCAUCGCAUGAUGCUGAACGCAUCGCUGCAGCUCGGUUUCAUACCCGUCGACACAUUCUCACUGACACUACCUCGUCACAAGCACUACCUGUACGGCCGAUGUGCCUGCCAUUUCCACACGGUUGUAGCAAUGGAUGAGAACGGAAACCCUGUGCCGCAGACAACCCAGUCGGACGCUAACACACCCAAACAGGUGCACUACCACAUUGACGGACCAAUCAACGACUUCUAUACACAAUUGACGACGACGGAAAUAUGUCGAAAACACAACACCGAGAAUACGUAGUAUUUCCGUAGCUAUUGUUUGCUAGCAAUUAUGACCCAGCUUCUAGUGGUGCUUUUAUCCUUCUAGGGCAGCAACAUCAUUGGCCUAAGACGUUGUCUAAUGCACUGGCAUUCUGUGCAUACACUCCAUGCAAAUGGUCUGCACCGUAAGUCGAGCCUCCCCUGCCGCUGUGCAACUCUGCAAGCAUGGUAGCCACUGAGCUCACAGUUCACGUGUCUGCCAUGCAAGCUGGCUGUGCAGCUAUCAAGCGAACAAUCGGAUUUCGCUGACAAGGAUGGUACAUGGUUUGCUUCAAAUGGGCCACUUAUCUUUUUUAGCCACUAUCAUUAUUACUAGUGGACUGGAUCAUCUGGCUUCCUCCCUACCGGUGUCAAAUUGAAUAGUUGAUCAGGGCAAAUUUCCAAUUCUAAAUAAUUAAAGAUCUCAGUUUUAUGAAGAAUACAUCUAUAUGCAAGUUACCAUUAUCAGUCAAAUUAAGAAAUCAUUUC